This is a messenger RNA of Pseudogymnoascus verrucosus, 2682 nucleotides long. RefSeq lists its product as uncharacterized. The record is from RefSeq and is a predicted model, not a curated record. The transcript has a single exon. NCBI's taxonomy places the organism in Eukaryota, Fungi, Ascomycota, Leotiomycetes, Thelebolales, Thelebolaceae. Gene Ontology annotation, molecular function: oxidoreductase activity. The coding region runs from base 587 to 1771 and encodes 394 amino acids.
UGGUUAGUGUCAUUAUUUCCUGUUUUAGGAAACAAUUAUAUGUAUUUUUUUGCUUUUUGUCUGUUAGGUAGUUGCAAAGUCGACUGGCUGGUAGGGAUCUGGAUGAUCUAUGUCGCGUGCAAGACCCAGAACCAUGUGUUAAAGACCGAGCUCACUUAACUACUCCAGACUCCAGACUACAGUAGGCAAUGUGGCUAAAAAAGGGUUAUGUUAAGAUUUUAGUCUUCAAUUGCCAUAUUAAUUGCCGUACUCAAAGCGUACUCUACGCUACUGUGCUACUGCAGACUACUUUAUGUCGUGACCCUGUUCCCCGGGAAACUCGGCAACAGCUUCACAUAUCACGAUAUUACUUCAACAUACAGUGGCGGGGAUCUAGAGGCGUUCAUUCCGUGCUUUUAGCACAUAUGAGAGAAUACCAGCCGUCUGGGCCCCAUGGGUUGACUGUGCGCAUGGAUUAUGAUAACAUUGGAGAUAAAAAACAUGGCGAUAUCCCCCUCUUUGUGGCGGGGUAAGCAGAAGAUUAAGUCCACAACAUCUGGAAAUUAUAUCACUUUCUUCUGAAUAAGACUGCACUAUCUGUGUCAUCAUGGCGACUACAGUUGAGCAGCUCGGGAUCAACUCUCUCAAGCUAGACGGCGCUCCCUCGCCGUCGCUUGUAUUCGAGCCGUUUGACCUACCGUCGACUAACCAGCGUACACUUGGCGCCCCUUACCCCGCCAACACUGUUACCCCACUCGCUUUAAGGCCAUCCGUGCAUGACAAUGCUGAGGUUGAGCUCGACACAGUUGUAGAGACCAUAAAGUCUCUCCAGGCACAGGAUGGUAUCCUCUCCAAGAAGCUUGCCCUCCACGGCACUCUCCUCUUUCGGGGACUCCCGAUUCGCAGUGCGGCCGACUUCAGCAAGUUCGCCCACGCUUUUGGUUAUAAGCCGCACGAGAUCAUCGGAAUUGUCGUCGAUAGGCAACUACUCGCACCUAAUGUAGCACCCGCAAACGAGGCACCUAAAGAGGUGCUAAUCUAUAAUCACAACGAGUCACCGCAGGUUCCGCACGCGCCAGAGUACAUUUUCUUCUACAGCCAGAAGGCACCCGAAAAAGGCGGCGAGACACCCAUAUCCUCAUCGCUCGAGCUCUUCUACCGCGCGCAGCAGGAGAUCCCCGAGUUCAUCGCCGAGCUCGCUGAGAAAGGCAUCCUAAGCAGGGUCGUUUACAAAGAGGGCAAGCAGUACGAGGGCGGCUCGACACUGCAACAGGCAUUCGGGAAAGAAAUCCAAGACGACGACGAUGCGGCCACACGGCGCUCCAAGAUCGAGGCCCAGAUCGCGCGCUAUGGUCGGGGCAAGUACACGACGUGGGAAUGGACAGACGACGACGGCCUUGUGCUCACUCACCGACUCCCGGGGAUCCGCACCCAGCGUGGCACGAACUUACCGACUCUGUUCACGGGACUGGCGGCGUACUACCGCAACUCGCAGGUGAACAGCGGGGCGAGGCGUACCGUCACGCAGCAGCUGUUUGGCGAUGGUUCGCCCAUUCCGGAGAAGUUCCUGGCGCGCCUGGCGGAAAUCACGGAUGAGAUCCGGGUGCUGCAUAAGUGGCAGCAAGGCGAUGUGCUUGUCUAUGAUAAUGUCGUUUCGCAGCAUGGGAGGCAGCCGUGGGAAGGGGAGCAGGCCGAUCGGGUGGUGCUUGCGAGUUUGUUUGAUGGAGAUGAUGUGCCUGGCGCGUAUGGCUUUGGCGAGUGGGCACAGGUUGUCCAAGCACUUGAUUUAUAGUCUGUAGCUUUCUAUAGCUAGGUAUUUUAGUGUUGUUGGACGAGUUUAGUAUUUUAUGAGGGGAAACCAGCCCCCCUGUUUUCAGCCAAAUAGCUGCUUUAUUAACUAGCCAUGCAACACCUCAACUUUACAAUACCGUUCUUAAUGUCCGUUAUCCAUUUCAACCUCUCAAUCUUUAAGGGAUAGACUCGUCUGCCCACAUUCCAAGGCACUAGCAACAUGUCCAUGGAUCGCACCUAGCCAAAACUCUCCAUCCAGAUGUCUGGUGCGCCAGGUUCGGGAAAGAGCACCAUAGCAAGACUGCUCGGUCAAUCUAUCGGCGGAGUAGUCAUCGACCACGACGUCCUUAGAUCCACUCUUCUUGAAUCCGAUCUUCAGUUCGGCCCGGCAGCGAGGUCUGCCUACGAGCUCCAGUGGGCGCUAGCACAAGACGUCAUGACGCAAGGUCUUAGCGUUAUCACUGACAGCACCUGCAACUUCCAAACCGUUCUCGACCGAGGAACGGAACUGGCCAAGGAAUAGGGCUAUAAUUACUGGUAUGUCGAGUGCCAGGUCCGAGAUAUUGAUCUAUUGGACCGGCGGCUGCGCUCCCGAGUCUCGAUGACGAGUCAACGAACUGGUGUUGAAUGUCCUCCCGCUGCUGCUGUGGCUGUAAAUGGAAUUGGUGAAAGCGAAGACUCGCGCACAAUCUUCAAGAGGUGGAUUGAGAAUCCAUGUCGUCCAGAGGACAGUAAUAUUGUCAUUAUAGAGUCAACAGGAAAAUCCAGAGAUGCUAUGAGACCAUAUUCUAAAAAUGAUUGCCAGCUACCUAAGGGGCCCAGGUGCAAGAUGGCAAGAACGACAUGUAGCUUAACCUAAUACUUUAAACAUCGCUUACUUGAUACAACACCCGUGCCGUCAUUAAGUUAAGG